GUGGUAGCUUCAUUCAAUAUGGCCGCGCGCAUGGGACGUUUCUCAACUAAGUUGUGAUCUUGAUUCAGUUGUUUAUGUUUUGUCAUGUUUGUAAGGCAACGUUUCAUCGGCAACUAGCAACCUUAGGUUUUCGCUCAAUGCAAUAUGGGUAGAAGCAAAGCAGAGAAGCUGUUUGACUACAUCAGCCAGAGGGACGUACUCAAGGUGAAAUCCUUCCUGAAGAAACAUCACCAUGACUACCGACUGGAUGUGAAUGCCACGCUGCCAGGCAGAGUUCAUCGACAGAGAACCCCGCUGCAUGUGGCCUGCGCCUGUGGGGAUGACGCCAUGUUACGGGUGCUAAUGAAGUACGGAGCCAGGGCGGAUGUACCGGACAGUCAUGGUGACACACCACUACACCUAGCUCUGCAGAGAGCACUGCAUGGACACAAACAUGCUUUCAAGGACCUUGUUCUGCCCAUCCUAGAAAAGAGCUGUCCGUCAAUCAUCCUGGACAUUGCCAACAAGCGAGGGCGCACUCCAAGACAGCUGUUGAAGGAGUUCGAGCAGGUGGAGCAGGAGAGAGUUCAGCGAUUGAGGAGAGAAUAUGAGGAGAAAGCAGCUGACGAGGCGAGACAGAGGGAGGAGGCAGAAUGGCAGUCCAGAUUGCAGGAUGAAUGGGCAGCAGACAUGGCUGGGAUGUCUGACCACGCCCUGUGGCAUGACACAGGUUACACUGGGUUAAAUCAGGAGUCAUUCGAUGACUGGGCGACCAGAAUAGCAGCGGAGCAGAGACAGAAACAGCAGCAGCGAUACCAGGGGCAUCAGCCAUCACGUAGCAGUCACAGCAGAGAGGAUGCCCAAGACAGAGAACGGAGGCAAGAGGAGAAACGCAACUUCCAAAGGAAACUGGAAGAAGAGCACGCGAGGUAUCAGAGGAGACACUCAGAACGACUCCGGCAGAAACUCCUGAGGCAGAAGGCUGAGCAUCUACAGCGAUGUGCCGAGGUGUUCAGUGCAGAGAGUCAGGAGUUGAGUCCGCUGGGAUUGGAGGAUGUGCCCUGGCCGGGUCACCAUGGCAACCCGGACAAGAUGAUCCAGGUGCUGACAUGUGACAUUAACCGUGAGGAUGCUGCAGAGCUGAGGAGGUUUGUACGCUCCCAGCAGCUGCUGUGGCAUCCGGACAAAUUCCUGCAGAAAUUUGGCAGCAGGCUGGUGGAGAGAGACAGGGAUAAGAUCAUGGAGAGGGUCACCAAGCUGUCACAGGCACUCAACCAGUUAGGAGAGGAGGAGAAAACAGAUUGAUCCCGCCUUGAAUCAAACCGUGUGCAAUUCAGACUGUAGUAUCUCUCUACCAGUGCAAUUUAUAUGGUUUGGGCCAUGGACUGAGACCUUGUCUUGAUCCCAAGCUUCUGCUUUUGAUACUAGCUCCAGGAUUUCAGGUGCCUAUUUUUGGACAUUAAGGGGCCAUUUUCUCUCGAACAUCAAAUGGAGCCCAGUUUGUGAUAUUUCACUGCUUGAAACAUCAACCCCUUUAAAGAGACUUUUUGUACACUCUCAGAGGAAUGGAUUGACUGGUUGCAUUGUAAGACUUUCUUGGUGAACAUGGCUUUUGUUAAUUCUUUGCUGCCAAAAUAGGCCCAAUUUUGAAUGAAGGACUUGUCAGCCUUUUUGAGAUACGGCGGACACAAUUUGAGGGCGCUAUUAGGAGCCUGUGAGUUUGGGUAAAGGUUAAUGAGUUUACUUCCUCAGAAUGGCGCCCUCAUAAUCUCAAGAAGGCUUACUGUAGUCAAUAAUAUUGUACAAAAGACUCCGAUGAAAAAAAAAUACAUAUUUCUCCAAGAUACCUUCACUAAAUCAAAGCCAGAAUUUAAGUUUAAACAUCCCCCUCUUUGUUUCCAGGAGCACAAUAAUUCACUCCUUUGUGACAUUUUUAUCAGAAAAUUGAUCUAUAACAGUUUUAUGCAAAAGAAAAUAUGCAAGUUGAUUCCAAAGUCAUCUAAUGCCGUCAGUGCUCCAUUAUGUUUGAAUUACACUAACAUUGUAGAUAAAUUAUGAAAAGAAUAAAUGUCUGAUAAAAAUGCAUUGUAAUGGAA
Messenger RNA from Patiria miniata (bat star), 2075 nucleotides. Its product is annotated as NF-kappa-B inhibitor-like protein 1. Gene Ontology annotation, biological process: canonical NF-kappaB signal transduction. The record is from RefSeq and is a predicted model, not a curated record. NCBI's taxonomy places the organism in Eukaryota, Metazoa, Echinodermata, Asteroidea, Valvatida, Asterinidae. The coding region runs from base 145 to 1284 and encodes 379 amino acids. The transcript is spliced from 5 exons. Gene Ontology annotation, molecular function: protein binding.